This is a messenger RNA of Rhagoletis pomonella (apple maggot), 2017 nucleotides long. RefSeq names its product protein disulfide-isomerase A5. Gene Ontology annotation, molecular function: protein disulfide isomerase activity. Gene Ontology annotation, biological process: protein folding. Lineage: Eukaryota; Metazoa; Arthropoda; Insecta; Diptera; Tephritidae. The transcript is spliced from 4 exons. The coding region runs from base 209 to 1786 and encodes 525 amino acids. Gene Ontology annotation, cellular component: endoplasmic reticulum. The record is from RefSeq and is a predicted model, not a curated record.
CCCUGAAGACAAACGUCAUCAAUUUCGAUGUCAUCUGGGUGGGCGUUCGAUGGUUGACUUGAAUAAAUUACUUUUCAUAUUUAGCGCCGAAAUUAUGUACUAAAAUUUUAAUAUUCCUGCGAGUACAUUUUGUUAAAUAAACUCAGACGCUGAUAUUGAGUUAUAAAUAUUACAUGCGGUGCACUUGGCAUUUCGAAAUCAACUAAGCAUGACCGUAACGACGUGGUGUAAACUUGUCAUCAACUCAUUUAUAUUACUUGCUCUACUGAGCAAAGAGGGUGGCGCCAAGACAAACUCUAAAAACGCUGUGAUGGAGGAUGUAGCUGACUUCAAAGAUUUCAAGAAAUUAUUACGGACCAAAACGAAUGUACUGGUUUUGUUUGUCUCAGGAGUGAAGGAAGCACCUGUUGAGUUGAAGGUAUUCCGUGAAGCAGCCAAUGCAGUUCGUGGUACAGGUACUAUGGUACUGAUUGACUGCACACAAAGUGAACGCAAAAAAUUGUGUAAAAAGUUAAAAGUUUCGCCAAAUCCUUACAUAUUCAAACAUUACAAGGACGGAGAUUUUCAUAAAGAUUACGAGCGCCAAGUUACUCUUUCGUCUAUGGUUAAUUUCAUGCGUGACCCUGCCGGCGAUUUACCAUGGGAAGAGGAUCCGGUGGGAGCGGAUGUGUUACAUUUCGCCGAUUAUUCAUCAUUCCAGCGCCAUUUGCGCAAGGAUAUGCGUCCAAUGUUAGUCAUGUUCUAUGUACCUUGGUGUGGUUUUUGUAAACGCUUUAAACCAGACUAUUCUAAAGCAGCAACAGAAUUAAAAGGUAAAAACUAUGUCAUUGCGGCAAUGGAUGUAGAGCGCACGGAGAAUGCACCGGCAAGACGUGCAUAUAACAUUACAGGAUUCCCCACAAUAUUGUAUUUUGAGGGCGGUGAACUGAAACGUUCUUAUGAAGGUGAUAAUAAUAAAGAUGGUAUUGUUGCUUUUAUGAAAGACCCGGAAGCGGCGCCUGUCCAAAAAGAGAAAGAGGCAGAUUGGUCGUCUGAUCCAAACUCUGAAAUUGUACAUUUGACAAAACAGGGCUUCGAGCCUGCACUCAAAGACGAAAAAUCAGUUUUAGUUAUGUUCUACGCACCUUGGUGUGGCCAUUGCAAGCGUAUGAAGCCAGAAUAUGAGAAGGCCGCUGUAAUUAUGAAGGAUCGUAAAAUACGUGGCAUAUUAGCCGCUUUAGAUGCAACCAAGGAAAAGACAAUUGCAGAAAAAUUCAGCGUUCGCGGUUACCCAACUCUCAAAUAUUUCGUAAAUGGCGCUUUCAAAUUUGAUGUAAAUGUGCGCGAUGCAUCGAAAAUUGUUGACUUCAUGGCUGAUCCCAAAGAGCCACCACCCCCACCUCCGCCUGAAAAAUCUUGGGAAGAUGAAGAAAACACGGAAGUGCUCUUUUUAAACGAGGAGAAUUUUAGCACGAUUUUAAAACGUAAAAAACAUGCGCUCGUAAUGUUCUAUGCACCAUGGUGUGGCCACUGCAAGAAAGCAAAACCAGAAUUUAACGCUGCUGCCGAUGAACUAAAAGAUGAUCCACGAGUAGUAUUGGCUGCUGUGGAUUGCACCAAACAUCAAAGUCUAUGCCAGUCUCAUGGUGUUAACGGUUAUCCAACUAUUAUAUACUUUUCAUACCUCAAAACGAAAGCGGAUUACAAUAGUGGACGCAAUAGCAAAGACUUUGUUGCAUUCUUGACUAAUCCAAAUCUUUCUGCCAGUGAGACCGUACAGAUUAAGCACAAAGCAGAUGAGCUGUGAUGUCAAGGAAUUUAUGCAUUUACUUUUUUCAUGCCGUCAGGGAAACACCUCUGUCUAUUACUACCCAACGAACAAAACCUGCAGAUAUUCUAACUUAACUUCUAGGUUAUUAAAAAGUAUUUUUUAAUGUAAGUAUCUAAACAUGUGAUUCAUUCUACUGUGCUCUCGAAAUUUAAUAAAAUGUAUUUUAAUAAAUAAACCUACCAACCAGUGCAAUUUUGGUAUAAAUCA